GUGGAAAUGUUUCAACUGAGCAGAAGUUGCUGAGUCCACAUCAGAACACAUUCUGGCAGAAAACAAGGAACUUGGACGUACCAAAAUUAUAAAUGAUUUGGUGACAAGCUGAGCUUGCGAUGCAGGCAAUAAAAGCCGUGGAAGAAGAAGUUACUUUUAUAAAGGAAACACUUUUCACAGAAUCCUUCCUAAAGCACCAAGAGAGCAGCAGAAGCCCGGAGAGUAGGCAGCUCCGAGAGCAGCAGCCAUUGGAAGGAGCUGUCUGCGGCUCGCAGUGCUGCACUGAGCAUGUCCCGGCGGAGCCCAGCGCCAGCAGCACAUUAUGCAAAAAGGCAGCUCCAGCAGAUGGGAGAGAGGCACAGCGAGCGUUUGCUUCCCUUGCAUCACCACCGCUCGAAAACAAACCUGGAUCGCUAGAGGGGAUCGCAGCAGGCCGGAGGAAUGAGAUCCGGGAGGAUGGCUUGAUUGCCAAAGGUGUUGCACUGCGAACAAUCAUGGGGAAUCAAGAUGGGAAGCUGAAGAAAAAUACAGGUGAUGUGCAGGAAGGAGAAGAUGUCUCUGGGCCCAAGGAUACGGACGGCACAAAGAAGGUAACGGGAGGCAGAAGGGGACUGGGGAAGCAUGUGAAAGGAAGCGAAUCAGGGAAGAAGAAGGGUAAGUCGGACUCCAGGCCCUCUGUAUUUUCUAAUCUGAGGAUCAGAAAAAAUCUGUCCAAGGCUAAAGAUGGGAAUAGCAGUUCACGGGAGGAUGUUUUGGAAAGCCAGGCCUUGCAGCCUGGAGAGCUGGACAGUACUCAGUCGAUUGUAGCCAAAACUCCCGAUAUAAGCAUCUCUGCAGACGAAGGGGGUCUCUCAGACACAGAUGCUGAACAUUUUGAAACCAGAAAUGAAACCGUUCCAGCUGCUGCAGAGACACAGGAUGGACAAAGGACCAGCUCUGGCUCCGAUACAGAUAUAUACAGUUUCCAUUCAGCUGCAGAACAAGAGGAUUUGCUUUCUGAUAUCCAGCAAGCUAUUAGACUGCAGCAGCAGCAGCAGCAGCAGGGGGCAAUUAACACUGGAACUGAGGACCUUGCCACCACAACAAUGGGCCGACACAUGGCUAAUUCGCAAGCGACCCCCUUGGAUUUUGAACGUUUUUUUUCAGCAACUACCACUGACAAAGAGAGGAGCCCAGACACUGAGGGGGCUUUCCCAGCGGUGUCAGAGACGGUGGAAAGCGUUCCCGUCUCCCGUGCGACUGAAUGUGAAGCGAAAGAAGCGGUCAAUGGCACGGACUCUCCUGGUAACGGCGUGCUUGAAACACAGGAACGUCAGCUAUUGAGUGAGGAGCAGCGCAGGGCCCGAGUAGAUGCUGUAGCCAGUGAACUACAAGAUGGUUUGAGCAGAAAUGUGGUGGAAAAUGGGUCUGAGACACACAGCUCCACGCAGCCUCUUCCAACUUCAGUGGCAGAUGCUGAGGCUGAAAUUGCUGAAGUGCAGGCUGUUGAUUUUCAGGGCUCAGUAACAGAGGGUGGUAUUUCAGAUGCAGGCCGUUAUCAUGCAGCUGAGACUCAGGAAGGGAAGCACACUCUGCCAGCCAGUCAAGAGGGGCUGCAAAACGGUUUAUCCACGGAAAUGAAAAAUGGCAGUUUGUCCUCUCAAGGAGCAACAGACAGUCCGAUGCUUGGCUCCCGAUGUUUUAAGCCCUACCUAAUUAAUCCUUGUUACAUCAAAACCACAACUAGACAACUGAGUUCUCCCAACCAUUCACCUUCUCCCUCCCCAUCCCAGAGCCCGCUUUUCACGAGGAGGCAGGAGUCCUUCCACAAAAAGGAAAAAGUCUCAAUCAAGAAGAAGAGGUCUGCUAGUUUGGCAGGUUUGUUAAGUCGCUCUGCAGACUGGACAGAAGAGGUCUCUAAUCACAAAAGCGAGAUAACAGAGAAGGUGAGCUCUGCAGACUAUUUGGAGAACAAGGGGUUCAGAGAGAAAUUUCAAACAGAAAGAGUGCCUUUGACUCAGUCAAGAAAGUCCUCAGGGGUCCAGGCUUCUACAGAGAUAUUUCCCAAUGUCUUUUCAGGACGAACUCUGCUGGAAAAGCUCUUCAGCCAGCAGGAAAAUGCGCCGCAAGAAGAAGCAGAAAAGUUGUGUUCUCGCAUUAUUGCUAUGGGUCUUUUGCUUCCAUUCACUGACUGCUUCAGAGAGCCGUGUAGUCAGAGUGCCCAGCAAAGCACACCCACAUUUGAUCAAGACCAGCUUUAUACUUGGGCUGCAGUCAGCCAACCCACACAUUCAACAGAUUACAUUGAAGGAAACUUUCCAAGGAGAAUUCCAUCUGCGUGGCCCCCACCCAAACCUCCAGAUGAAGAACAGAGACCCAAAAUUUCAGAAGAAGAGCUGAAAUCUACAGUCCUAGAAACAGAGAAGCCAUGCACAGAUGGUAUUCAGCGGGCACAGAAAGAAGACUGUUCCACAGUACCUGGGUCCUGGGAUGAUUUUGAGGUGAAAUCAGAGGAGCGCACCAGUGUCAUCCAACAACUUGAGCAAACUAUUGAGGAUCUGAGGACAAAAAUUGCAGAGCUAGAGAAACAGUUCCCUGCUGCAGAGGUACAGACUGCUGGGCAGGAGCAGGAAAAUGAGCACACACGAGCAGACUCUGGGGAACUCAGCGGUGUGACUCUUCAAAGGGACCAAGAGGAGACCACACCCAGGACUGUGUCACAGGCCAGAUCUGUACAAACGUCACCAACGGAGGAUUAUUUAACGCGUACAAUGCCUUCAGCAAGUGCACUGCCACAGCCACCCCUGCCCCCGUACUUAGGAGGUGGCAAAAGUGAAGGGCCAACUCUAGAACUCCAGCCCACAUUUUGUUCUGAAAUUUCCUUAAUUCUGUCACCGAAGCUAAUCUCAGUGCCACUGGAUGCAAGCCAAUUAGUACAGAGCAUACCGCAGUCACCUCUUCCAGGAGCCAAAGUUGAUUUGUCCCUUGCAUUUGAAGGAGAGACUGAAAUGUCAGUUUCCCAUCAGCCUCUAAGUACUGCAGAUGUGACUUGUAGUGAACAUCCCCCUUCUUUGGUCUCAGAGACCACAUGUAGCAUUCCCCCAUCACUGCCAGGGACCCAACAGGCUGCCCCCCUGCCUGGAGCACAUGGCCCAUCCUUUGUUACUCCCAUGUCCAUGGCAGGAGUUCCACCCCCACCACCCCUACCUGGCUCAGGACUCCCUCCUUCUGCUGUCUCAGCAGUGCCACACCUGGACCACUCUUUCCCAGGUGCCAUGAUGUCACCACUACCUACCCCACAUUUGCCAACUGGGGAGACGUUGAUGCUGCCUCCAGCUCCUCCCCUCCCAUGUCAUGGAUUCCCUCCACCACCUCCACCACCUCCACCACCACCUUUGCUUGGAGCAGCAGUACCAUCUCCUCUACCUGGUUGGGGUAUUCCACCUCCCCCUCCACCACCACCACCUCUGCCUGAGGCUGGAGUCCCUCCCCCGCCUCCUCCUCUGCCUGGCCUGGGAUUGCCACCCCCAGCACCACCACUUCCCAGAGCAGGACUGCCACCACCUCCCCCACCUCUUCCUGGAGAGAGUAUCCCACACCCUCCUCCUCUGCCUGGCGCAGUUGUGCCUCCUCCACCUCUUCCACCUCCUCCACCUCCUCUGCCUGGUGCAGCUGUGCCUCCUCCACCUCCUCUGCCUGGUGCAGCUGUGCCCCCUCCACCUCUUCCACCUCCUCCACCUCCUCUGCCUGGUGCAGCUGUGCCUCCUCCACCUCCUCUGCCUGGUGCAGCUGUGCCCCCUCCACCUCCUCUGCCUGGUGCAUCUGUACCCCCACCACCACCUCUGCCUGGUGUAGGUGUGCCCCCCCCACCACCACCUCUGCCUGGUGUAGGUGUGCCCCCUCCACCCCCUCCUUUGCCUGGGUUGGGGAUACCUCCUCCGGCCCCACUACCAUUGCCUGGAAAUGCACCACCCCUUCCAGCAGCAAUGCAGGGCAGCACCUACCCAGCAGUCCCACAGGGUGGUGGUUUUCUUCCUCCUCCAUUACCAUCUGGUUUAUUUGCAAUGGGGAUGAAUCAGGAGAAAGCGAGCAGGAAGCACGUGAUAGAGCCUUCUCGGCCAAUGAAGCCUCUUUACUGGACAAGAAUUCAGCUCCACAGUAAAAGAGAUUCUAGUGCUUCACUUGUGUGGGAAAAAAUUGAAGAGCCUUCCAUAGAUUAUCAUGAGUUUGAAGAACUGUUUUCUAAAACAGCUGUUAAAGAGAGGAAGAAACCAAUUUCGGACACCAUUACAAAAACAAAGACUAAACAAGUUGUCAAGUUGUUAAGUAACAAAAGAUCUCAAGCUGUUGGAAUAUUAAUGUCUAGCCUUCAUUUAGACAUGAAGGACAUUCAGCAUGCUGUUGUGAACUUGGACAACUCUGUGGUCGACCUAGAGACUCUGCAAGCCCUGUAUGAGAAUAGAGCACAAUCAGAUGAACUGGAAAAAAUAGAAAAGCAUAGCAAGGCAUCCAAGGAUAAAGAAAAUGCCAAGUGUUUGGAUAAACCAGAACAGUUCCUCUAUGAGCUCUCACUGAUUCCCAACUUUUCAGAACGCGUGUUUUGCAUCCUGUUCCAAUCAACAUUUUCAGAAAGCAUUGGUUCAAUCCGUCGCAAACUUGAAUUGUUACAGAAACUGUGUGAGACAUUGAAAAAUGAGUCAGGAGUUAUGCGGGUUCUCGGUUUGGUUCUUGCCUUUGGAAAUUACAUGAAUGGUGGAAACAGGACACGAGGACAGGCUGAUGGGUUUGGACUAGAUAUCCUGCCAAAACUGAAAGAUGUCAAGAGCAGUGACAACAGCAGAAGUCUUCUAUCGUACAUUGUCUCAUAUUACUUGCGUAAUUUUGAUGAGGAUGCUGGAAGAGAACAAUGCAUCUUUCCUCUUCCGGAUCCACAAGAUCUCUUCCAGGCUUCACAGCUGAAGUUUGAUGAUUUUCAAAAAGAUCUCCGCAAAAUGAGGAAAGAUUUGCGAGCAUGUGAGACAGAAGCAGCAAAAGUUUAUCAGCUAUCACUAGAAGAGCACCUACAGCCCUUCAAAGACAACAUGGAGCGAUUCAUUAGUCAAGCCAAAACAGACCAAGAAAAUGAAGAGAAGUCACUGACAGAAACACAUAAAAGCUUUUUGGAAACUACAGCCUAUUUCUGUAUGAAACCAAAAAUGGGUGAGAAGGAGGUGUCCCCACAUUCUUUCUUCAGUAUUUGGCAUGAAUUCAGUUCUGACUUCAAAGACUUCUGGAAGAAGGAAAACAAACUUAUUCUUCAAGAAAGAGUCAAAGAAGCAGAGGAAGUCUGCAGGCAGAAAAAGGGGAAGUCACUAUACAAUAUAAGACCAAAACACGACUCUGGAAUUAAAGCAAAGAUAAGUAUGAAAAUCUGAGAGAAGAAAUUCAAAAGCCAUUGUUACCUGGUUACCGAAAUUCAACAUGCCUGUGGGUGGAGAGUGAGAGGGAAGGAAACUACAUCAUCCUGAUCAUUUGCUUCCUUGAUCUUUUAAAAUUUGUGUUGUGUUCUCUAGAGUUUUCCACCAGCUGAUGUGUUAUUAUACAUUCAUUCACAAAUGUAAUCACUUUAAUGGAGUGCCCAGAAAUAGAUUAGGUAUGAACUUGAAACACCUUCCCUGUACUCUGUAUCUCCUUUGCCACUCAAAAAU
Malurus melanocephalus (red-backed fairy wren) is the source of this 5666-nucleotide messenger RNA. RefSeq names its product formin 2 (gene FMN2). Gene Ontology annotation, cellular component: endoplasmic reticulum membrane; nucleus; cytoplasm. The record is from RefSeq and is a predicted model, not a curated record. Gene Ontology annotation, biological process: intracellular transport; intracellular signal transduction. Lineage: Eukaryota; Metazoa; Chordata; Aves; Passeriformes; Maluridae. Bases 120 to 5393 code for a protein of 1757 amino acids. The transcript has 20 exons.